Messenger RNA from Asterias rubens (European starfish), 8131 nucleotides. Its product is annotated as receptor-type tyrosine-protein phosphatase S-like. Gene Ontology annotation, molecular function: protein tyrosine phosphatase activity; protein binding. The record is from RefSeq and is a predicted model, not a curated record. Gene Ontology annotation, biological process: protein dephosphorylation. NCBI's taxonomy places the organism in Eukaryota, Metazoa, Echinodermata, Asteroidea, Forcipulatida, Asteriidae. The coding region runs from base 240 to 6350 and encodes 2036 amino acids. The transcript has 35 exons.
UGCAUGCAGAGUAGACUACAAUACAAUACAAUACUAGGUGCGGCGGCCAUCUUUACAACAGCGCAAAACACGGAAAAUACGAAGAGAACUGUCACUGAUUUGUCCAUGUCAUCGUAAGUUGCUCACUCCAACUCUAAGUGUGGUAUAAUGUGGGGAGUCAUUCGGAAAUAUACAUAACACUCCGAUAACUGAACACUUGUAUAAACAGUAUUCACUUGUGUACAGGCGUCAUUGGCAGGAUGGGUGGGCGUCACUGUCAAUCCCUUACCCACCGAAGGACCUACCUGUAUGUGUUAGUCACCAUUGUUUGGACACUGGAAGGCAAUCUUGCAGUUCAACCACCAGUCAUCACAAAGGAGAUCCAAUCUGAGUUUGGUAUUGCUGGAGGUGCUAUUCAGUUUGUCUGUCAAGCUUCAGGAGACCCUGCACCAUUGUUUCGAUGGGAAAAAGGAUCUCGCGAGGCAACAAACAUAAGAACAGAAAUUCUUGAGAUGCCCUCUGGGUCAGUUUUGAGGAUAGAACCACUCAAAGAUGUACGUGAUGAUGCGGAGUUUCACUGUAUUGCAUCUAACAUAGCAGGCACUGCUAGGAGUACUGCUCGACUGACAGUUUACAAAGCUACCAGCAUUCCUGCCGGUUUCCCAGUCAUAACAAGAGGCCCUGCUCUGGAUGUGGUUGAGAAAGGAUAUUCUGCAGUUCUCAAUUGUGAGGCAUCGGGCAAUCCGGACCCUGAGCUUUUAUGGUUCAAAGAUUAUAUCCCUGUGGACCUUAGCACAGAGAGAAUCAAGUUAACAUCAUCUGGAUUGUCAAUAUCGAUGUCUGAGUUUUCUGACCAAGGAAAGUACCAGUGUGCUGCCAGGAAUUCAGCUGGUACCCACUUCUCGGAUCCAGCACUUUUAUAUGUUAGAGAAAGGAAGGUUCCACCACGCUUUACCAUCUGGCCUCAAAGUCAAGAAGUUGUACCUGGAGGGAAUGUGAAUUUGACAUGCGUUGCUAAUGGUUCCCCGAUGCCGGUCAUUAAGUGGACAAAAGGUGAUGAGGAUCUAAGUGGGCCAGACGAGGAGCUCCCUGCUGGGCACAGUGUCCUUGUUUUAAAGAAUGUUCAACAAACAGCGGAUUUUACCUGUUAUGCCAUGAGUAGCCAAGGAGAAAUUGAAGUGACGAUAACAGUAACAGUAAGAACCCGACCAGAUCCUCCACCUACUCCAGUGUUACAGCAAGUAACAGCUAAUACAAUAACUGUCCGAUGGACAGCUGGAACUGCAGACCCAAUCAAGUCCUAUUUCUUGAUGUACAAACCGAGUUCAAGCACGGGGGACUUUGUGGAAAUAGCAGGAGUAACAACGGAAACAUACACCAUACUGGAUCUAAUGCCAUUCACACAGUAUGACGUUAAGGUUUCAGCAGUGAACACAAUAGGACGAGGAAAUCCAAGCAAUGCAUUGAUGGUUACAACAGCAGAAUUGGCUCCCUCAACAGCACCCAAAGAAGUUCGUGCAAGUCCCUUAAGCUCAAGUACCAUAGUGGUACAGUGGGAACCACCAGAAAGACCCAACGGGGUGAUCAGAGGUUAUAACAUCUACUACAGUAAUACACCAAAUCAAGAUCUGAGUUCCUGGUACAGCCGAACAGAGGACAACACCCAGAGGCUGAUACUUAUAAGCGACCUAAACACCAUGCAGAUCUAUUCAGUGCGCAUUUCAGCCUACACAUCUGUUGGUGAGGGGCCAGCUUCGGCACCCGUUCAAGUUAAAACUCAGCAAGGAGUUCCGAGCCAGCCAGAAGUGUUUUCAGGUGAGGCUAUCUCAGCCACCCAAAUCCGUUUAAACUGGCGUCAACAUGAAACAGAGGCUACAAUUACUUAUUAUGAGUUGUACUACAAUGACUCCAAGUCUGAGCGGGAGCAACACAGGAGUAUACCUAUAACGGAAACUUACAUGCUGGAAGAUCUCAAACCAAAUACUUUGUAUAAUGUCCGCAUAGCUGCAAGGUCAAGGGCAGGUCAAGGGGCAAGCACUCCUAUCAUAUCUGUACGAACACAGCAAGCUGUCCCUGGUGCUCCUCCACAAGAUGUCCGAGCAACCACCUUGAGUUCUACAAGCCUUCGUAUUGAAUGGGAAGCACCUCCCGAGGCGCGCCAAAAUGGUGAUAUCACAAGUUAUAAAGUGAACUAUUUGAAGCUUCCUGGUGAUACACAAACCCAACUGAUGCAGGAGGUUGGUCCUAGUGACAGAUCAUGUACCCUUACCAACCUUGACAAGUGGACACGUUAUGAGAUUACUGUGUUAGCAACUACAGUUGUUGGUGAUGGUCCUGCAUCCAUGCCAAUACGUGUGCAAACCGAUGAGGAUGUACCCGACGGGCCACCACGCAAGGUUAUAGUUGAAGCUUUGAACUCGACCACAAUUUCUGUCAAAUGGAAUCCCCCAUCGUUAGACCGGCAACAUGGUGAGCUCCGUGGAUACCAAGUUCACUAUCAAGUUGUUACUGUCGAUGAAGAUCCACUGGGACCGGUACAGGUUGAAUGGGUAGCAACGGCUGAAAGCAGGGAAAACCAAGAUGAAAAGGAAAUGCUUUUGAGAAAUCUUUCUCCAAAGACGUAUUACUCAAUUGAAAUAGCUGCUUACACCAUUAGGGGAGAUGGUGAAAGAAGCAGACCCAAGGUGGUUCAAACGCCUGGACAAGUUCCUGGUCGUCCAAAAGCAUUUACUGUUGAGAUGCUUGAGAGUGGUGAAUAUCAUGGUCUCUGGGAACCUCCAGAUAACACCCAUGGAGACUUGAAGAUGUAUAAAUUGAGUUACAGCACUAGCACCAGUAAGACACUCUACAUAGAGAUCAGACCACCUUUCACAGAGUCAAGACGUUUCUUUUUAAGUAAAGGCCAGAGGUACUUGUUCACCCUUGCUGCUGCAAACAGUGAAGGUUAUGGACCGUCGAUAGAUUUUACUGUCACUACCAAAGAGGGAAAACCUACUGGUGCACCACAGAAUUUUAGUGGGAAGGUACUGUCAAGUACCUCAGUUGAGCUUUCAUGGGAAGCACCAUCGAUUGAGGAGAGUAACGGUGGUAUUAUACGCUAUACAGUGCGCUACUACUUGGAACAAGAUCCUGGUCAGGAAUUUAUCAAUGACACUGUGGAUACCAAGAUGACUUUCAUUGAUUUGAAACCAAACACUGAGUAUAUCUUUCAAGUACGGGCCCACACAGCUGUUGGCGCAGGUCCAUACGGGAGUUCACAGAUACAACACACACCACCACCCCAACCCACGGAAGCUCCACGUAUAUCCAAGGUAACUGCAGUCAGCACUACGUCUAUAAUGGUUGAAUGGAAACCUCCUCGCAAUAUUGAGAGUGACCGCUCCGGCCUUACUUACGUCAUCUACUUUACAAGAGGUUCCAUAGAUACUGAUCCUGAGACCUGGCAACGGCUGGUUGUGGGUAAUUUCCAUCAUGCUGAGUUAUCUGGUCUGGAGCCCAACUCUCACUACGGAAUUCAAAUACAGUUGCAUACUCCUCAAGGAAACUCUCCGUUCUCCAGCAUCCGUUACUCAACUACACUUAAUAAAGAAUCUACUGCGCCUGAAAAUUUUCAAGCUGAGUUGAAGGAAGGCAAUGCGGUUAAACUGACAUGGAGUAUGCCAACGAGCGUAGAUGGGCCUAUUACUGGAUACACAAUAAGCUAUUCAACCAGUUCACAAGCACAGAGGGACCAUCCUGACUAUGUGGACCGAGGUAGGAGUGUUGAUAUGACCAACCAACAGAGAUCAGUUCAGUUCACCGGCUUGAUGCCCAACAUGGAGUACCAGUUCAACAUCACUGCAUUAACUGAGACAGGUUCAAGCCCACCUGCUACUGUUUUGGUGUUCACAAAAAGAUCAGCUCCGCUUGACGUACCACCCCUUAUUGUCAAUGACAUGUCGGCAACAACAUUGGAAGUCACAAUACCCCAACUUGAACAAAAGAGUGGACCAAUAGACCAUGUUCUGGUAGUCGUUGUACCUCUGCAAAGUGGAUCUGAUGGAAAGCCCAUUUUUCCGCCGUCACGUAAUCCGAGCAGCUUUACAUUGAGUGAGUUGUUGGAAACAAGUCAGUCACGGAGGCAAAGAGAUACAUCUUUAAGAUUGAGGAGAGCUACCAGCGUCUUGUUUCCUUAUGUUACUGCUAAACUUUUCCCUAAUGAGCUUAUGGAGCCAUUCGUCAUUGGAGAUGAAAGCUUUGUCAAUGGUUUUCACAAUCGACCACUAGAAGUCGACAAACACUAUACAUUCUUCGUUCGAGCUGGGGUUUUGUCAGAAGAUGAGGAAUUGUUAGUGACAUGCAGUGAGUACAUUUCACCAGUGACGCUUCAGAUACAAGGGGACGAUGUGGGAACUAAAGACGUGUCAACCGACGAUCCGAAAGAAAGCGGUUCUAUAUUACCAAUUAUUGUAGCUGUUAUAGGUGUGAUCGUUCUUUUGGUUAUUGUCAUCAUUGUUGGAUUCUUCAUCAGAAAUAAGAGGAGGAAUGGCCCACAUGAACGUAGACCCAAACGAAAAGACACAAAUGCACCCAAUCCAUCUGACCCUGUAGAAAUGAGAAGAAUGAACUACCAAACACCAGCCAUGAUGUCCCAUCCACCAAUUCCUGUAAUGGAAUUGAGUGAUCAUAUUGAACGACUCAAGAGUAAUGAAAACCUCCUGUUUUCUCAAGAAUAUGAGUCCAUAGAGCCAGGCCAGCAGUUUACAUGGGAUCAUUCCAAUUUGGAGUUGAAUAAACCCAAGAAUCGUUACGCAAAUGUGAUUGCAUACGACCAUUCCAGAGUAAUUCUGGCACGUGUAGACGGAUUGCUCGGAAGUGACUACAUCAAUGCCAACUACUGUGAUGGUUACCGUAAGCAAAAUGCUUACAUUGCUACUCAAGGUCCUCUACCAGAGACACUUGGGGACUUCUGGAGAAUGGUGUGGGAGCAACGUACAUGUACUUUAGUGAUGAUGACCAAGCUUGAAGAGAGGAAUCGUGUUAAGUGUGAUCAGUAUUGGCCUAGUAAGGGACAAGAUACAUAUGGCGAUAUACAAGUCACUCUUCAUGAUAUGACAGACUUGGCAACUUACUCAGUUCGCAACUUUUCAUUAAUCAACAUCAAGAAACCGGCUGAGAAGCGUGAGGUGCGGCAGUUUCAGUUCACAGCGUGGCCAGACCAUGGUGUUCCAGAGCAUGCUACACAAGUCCUGGCCUUUGUUAAUCGCAUCAAAGCAUGUAAUCCAUCUGAUGCUGGUCCAAUUGUUGUUCACUGCAGUGCUGGAGUUGGUCGCACUGGAGCUUUCAUCGUCAUUGAUUCUAUGUUGGAACGCAUCAAACAUGAGAAGACAGUUGACAUCUACGGUCAUGUGACCUGCCUGCGGGCACAACGUAACUACAUGGUGCAGACAGAGGAGCAAUACAUCUUCAUCCACGAGGCCUUGUUAGAAGCCGUACUGAGUGGCAACACAGAGGUACCGGCACGAAAUCUGUAUUCUCACAUUCAGAAACUGACUCAACCCGAACCAGGCGAGACCAUCACAGGAAUGGAGAGUGAAUUUAAGCGCCUUGCUAAUCAGAAAGCACUGCCGUCUAAGUUUGUGAGUGCUAAUCUACCUGCUAACAAGUUCAAGAACAGACUGGUCAACAUUCUUCCAUAUGAAUCAACUCGUGUGUGUCUGCAGCCAAUACGCGGAGUUGAAGGUUCAGACUACAUUAAUGCAAGCCAUAUUGAUGGAUACAAGCAAAAGAGUUCCUACAUCGCUACACAAGGCCCACUUGCAGAGACAACUGAAGAUUUCUGGAGAAUGUUGUGGGAGCAGAAUUCUACUAUUAUCGUCAUGCUGACUAAGCUGAGAGAGAUGGGCAGAGAGAAGUGUCAUCAGUAUUGGCCAGCUGAAAGAUCUGCCAGAUAUCAGUACUUUGUUGUUGAUCCUAUGUCGGAAUACAACAUGCCCCAAUAUAUCUUGCGAGAGUUCAAGGUCACCGAUGCAAGGGAUGGACAGUCACGAACAAUUCGUCAGUUUCAGUUUACUGAUUGGCCAGAUCAGGGGGUACCAAAGUCAGGUGAAGGAUUCAUUGAUUUCAUUGGUCAAGUGCAUAAGACCAAGGAACAGUUUGGGCAGGAUGGCCCCAUCUCAGUUCACUGCAGUGCUGGUGUUGGACGCACUGGUGUAUUCAUUACUCUGAGUAUUGUUCUGGAACGAAUGAGAUUUGAGAGUGUAGUGGACAUGUACCAGACAGUCAAGAUACUGAGAACUCAACGCCCAGCUAUGGUUCAGACAGAGGACCAGUACCAGUUCUGCUACCGUGCAGCGUUCGAGUAUCUUGGAUCAUUUGAUCACUUCACAUAAAUCUGCUCCGAGCUAAUGCUGUAUUCACAACCUUAAGUUCACAGAAUGUACCGACAGCCAGGAGGCAAAGUGUCAUUUUAUGAGAGAAUUACUAACUGUACAAAGCCAUCGGCCUUUUUGAGAUAUCGCAGACACAAUGCUACUACACUUUUAAGGUUUGGGGUAAACUUGUGUGUAUAUACCCAAACCAAACAGUACACCCCUAUCACAUCCGCCAUACCUCAAAAAGGCUUAUUUGCUGUGGAGCCUAACCAAAACUUAGUAAGACUUACUAGACAAGCUGCAGUACUUAAUUGAUAAAAAGAAGAGAGCAUCGCACACAUUUGUUGUACUUUUAAUAGAUUGACACAUUUGCUUGACAUGGAAUGUUAGUAAUUUCAAUACUUUGAAAGCAUUAACUGAUUCCUUUCUCAUUGCCAAGUAGUAGUUUCUUUUAAGAAGUACUUAAAAUAGUACUUAACAGAGUUACUUAAAAAAGUACUAUACCUUUUUUUUGACACAUUCAGUUAGAUUGGCCAUUGUGUGUUCAAACCUGCUUGUUUUCACAUGUGUGUCUGCAGGCAUUUUAUGGGAUAUCAAUUGGUUUUCUCAAAGAGACAACCACUGGGCUAUGUUAGCUGCCUGAGAAACUUUUGCUGUUGGGAAAAAAACAACACCCUGUGUGGUACAUGUACAUGUAUGUAAGAUUGAAAUACGUGAAAACAGCGGUUAUACAUGUAUUCAGCUUGCAGCCGUAACUGAUGAAUUAAUUCGAUAAAAUGGAGUUUCUGUUUUCAUUCAUGCACUAUCACCAAAUGUGAUAAUUCCAAUGGAUUAGAAUGACUGCAUACAUGCAGGAUGAUUUUUCAAUUGAAACAGUGAGCAAGUACAAUGUAGUUAGCAUGGGCAGUGGAUUAAAACAUUGAGUUCAAACACUAGAGAGGUCAAAGGUUGCUUGUGAGUAUCUCCCACUCUUAACCUUGGACAAAGCAAACUCAAAAACAAGAAUUAGAAUGUUUGAAAAGUAGAAACAACUAUCUAAAUGAAUUUUUUUGUAAAUAAAUACGAUGAUAAUAACUCCAUAAGUCUCAACGGGGAAAUAAUAUUGCCAUAGUUAUUUGUAGCUUACCAUUUUAACGUUAUGAUAUUCUUGAAAUAUACUGUAAACGGUUUGGUUUUUUUAAUGGUCCGUAGUAUAUGUGGACCUAUUUCUGUUUGUGUUCAUAGUGUAGCCAUAUUUUUGAUCAGUCUCCACCUUGGAGGUUUUAAAAUGGUGCUGGGUUGUUAUUUUUAAGACACAAAAACAUUUUAUUUACCACAAAGUUACAGUCUGUGAAACAAACAAAACAAACAAACUUUGAAAGGGGGUACUAUUUCAAGUUCACCUCGUUUUAAAAGUAUGUGAUUUUGUUCAUGUUUAUGUAGUGAGUGCAUACCACCGUAGUUAUGAAUUUAUAUGCAGCAGAAAAGUAGUUGUAAAAAUACGUAUAAAAUAAAAAAGUAUUUGGAAUUAGUUUGUGAUAUUUGGCCCGUUUUGAAGCAAAAUGAUGCAUUACAUAUAGAUCGUGGUAUUCAUAAUUUUUUAAGUACUAACAUAAAGUAUAGCUGUUGAUAAAGUAGAUUUUUAGUCUUUUAUGUUUUCACUGGUCGUAUGCCAGUACUUUUUUUAAGAUAAGUUUUUCUUUAUAUUUUAUAUUGCGUAAAGAGAGUUCUGCCAAAUUAUUUGUUUAAAAUUUGUUGAAUGAGGAUUUGCCAUGUCUUGAAAUGCUUCCCCAAUUAUCUUCAAACCCCCUCAGUGCUUG